AUGACCUCUGUCGUCAAGCUGCUGGACAUGGACAUAUCCGGCAGACUUGGCCGCGCCCGGCUCAAGAGGCCCAGCGAGCGGGAAGGCCACAGCGGCUUGAGCUCCGGGGAAGUGGGCGCAGCCAAAAAGACCCCGAAGCAAAAGGGGCCGGCUGGGGAAACCAGCGUGGCGCCGGCGGCCGCAUUGAGCUGGUCGACUGCCCGGGAGGCGGCGCGCUGCCACCAGCGGGCCCGGUCUCGCUGUGACCCCGCCGUCGGGCAGCGCAGAGCAGGUUUUGAUGCGCUGGCCCCGCGCAGCCUUGGCGACGCCGUCGUUGCGUUCCCUGCCUGUUCGUCGCACUUUUUCCACCUGGGCUGCGCAGCGCAACUGCGAGUGCAGGCUGCGGCAGCAGCUGACCUGCUGUGCCCGCUUUGCCACGGGGAUGGACAGAUCGUGGACGCAGUGCUACGCGAGCUGUGUGCCCAGCAGUCCGUGCAUAGCAGUCAGGGAGUGGCGCUGCAGGCGGCCGGCUUGCCAUGCUGUGGCGGAGACCGGGAAUCGGAUUGCCGUUUCUCGGGCCGCCGCAGCCCGAAGCCACCAACUCGCGCGUAUGUGCCCUUCUUGCUGGCUGCCGCCGGCCUUUUGCAAGAGGACGCUCAGCGCGCCUGGUCAGACCACCCAGCCGCCGCGACGGCCUGGCUUGCCUGUCGCCAGCAUCCGCCCCUCGACCCGCACUCGCUGUCCAAUGUGAUCGUUGGGGCAGCGGCCGGCUGGCCGUUCCUCCUCGCACACGCAGCCAGGGCUUCAGCUGCUGCGCAGGAGGCGCUGCUGGUUGAAAUCCUCGGCUUGCGCGGCGCGGGGCAGUUUGAUCGGUUGGCGGAGUUGCGAGCUCGGGCCAGCGAGCUGGAGGAGAAGGCCAAGAGGCAGGAAGAGAUUUCCGCGCUGCAGAGCCAUAUCCUCGAGGUAGAGAUGCAGCGCUGCCAAGAGGAGCUACAGCUGAGCCGCUCAAAGGUAGAGGCUCUUGAGAAGGAGCUCAAGCAGGCCCAAAAGUUGAAGCAGAGAUGCGAGGCGAAACUGCCGGCGUCCUCCCAGGAGGCGGUGCACCGGCACGAGAUGGCCGUGCGCGCCUCCUUCGAGGACACCCGUGCGGAGACCCGGGAGAGGACCUCUCCCUCGCGGAAAGCGAGCAAGGCGGAAGCGCAGCAGGGCUGGUUUGCCUGCUGCUCGGUACAGCACGCCCCGAAAGGGCGCGCCUAG
Molecule: messenger RNA, 1236 nt
Organism: Effrenium voratum
Lineage: Eukaryota; Dinophyceae; Suessiales; Symbiodiniaceae
Source: the annotation of a GenBank genome assembly